AAGAAAAUUAGUAGGAUGGCCCGGGUCGCUGAUUCGUAUUUAAGCCCAUCUGCGAUUCAUCCUCGCUCCAUCACCACCGUUCCUUCAAGACCAAGACCACGCCCUUCGUUUUUUCUUUCUUUUUCUUCUUUGAUUCGAGUUCGGCGUUGUUGGAUGGGAAGUAUGGGAUCUGAGAGGAAGAUGAACAUCGCUGGUUCAGAUCACUUGCGUCAUGUGGAGUCAAUGAAGGAACUGCCGUCCGGUGCCGGCAAGAUCCCGCGUCUCAACGCUGUUGUCCUUGGCGAGGCCCUUGCUUCGGAGGAGGAUGAUCUUGUUGUCCCCAGCGAGGAUUUCUCCCGCCAGGCCCUCGUUUCUUCGCCGCAGCAGUAUCUAGAGAUGUACAGCAAGUCAAUUCAGGAUCCUGCUGGGUUCUGGUCGGAGAUUGCGUCUCAGUUUUACUGGAAUGAGACUUGGGGCUCUGAGGUUUUCUCAGAGAAUCUUGAUUACAGGAAAGGAGCUGUUAGGAUUGAGUGGUUCAAAGGAGCUUCCACAAACAUAUGCUACAAUGCACUGGAUAGAAACAUCAAAGCAGGCCUCGGUGAUAAGGUUGCUAUCUAUUGGGAGGGUAACGAACUGGCCCAGGAUGGUCAGUUGACUUACAAAGAACUUCUAGAGAAAGUUUGCCAGCUUGCCAAUUAUUUGAAGAGUGUUGGUGUUAGAAAGGGAGAUGCAGUAGUUAUUUAUUUGCCUAUGUUGAUGGAGUUGCCAAUUGCUAUGCUUGCAUGCGCACGUAUUGGGGCUGUGCACUCGGUUGUGUUUGCUGGCUUUUCUGCUGAGUCACUCGCCCAAAGAAUUGUGGAUUGCAAACCAAAAUUAGUGAUCACAUGCAAUGCUGUGCGGAGAGGUCCCAAAACUAUCAACCUGAAAGAUAUAGUAGACAAUGCUUUGAUUGAAUCUACCAAGAAUGAAGUUCCUGUAGGACUGUGUUUGACUUAUGAAAACCCAUCAGCCAUGAAAAGAGAAGCAACAAAAUGGCAGGAUGGAAGAGAUGUUUGGUGGCAGGAUGUUGUCCCAACAUUUCCUACUGAAUGUCCAGUGGAAUGGGUCGAUGCAGAAGAUCCUUUGUUUCUAUUGUACACUAGCGGCAGCACUGGAAAGCCAAAGGGUGUUUUGCAUACAACCGGCGGGUACAUGGUAUAUACUGCAACAACAUUUAAAUAUGCAUUUGAUUAUAAACCUUCUGAUGUUUACUGGUGCACUGCUGACUGUGGUUGGAUUACUGGGCACAGCUAUGUUAGUUAUGGACCUCUUCUAAAUGGAGCUACUGUUGUUGUUUUUGAAGGGGCUCCAAAUUAUCCAGAUGCUGGCCGAUGCUGGGACAUUGUUGAUAAGUACAAGGUGACAAUAUUCUACACUGCACCAACUCUUGUGCGCUCUCUCAUGCGUGAAAGUAGCAAGUUUGUUACUCACUAUUCUCGUAAAUCACUUCGAGUUCUUGGUAGUGUGGGGGAGCCCAUCAAUCCCAGUGCAUGGAGAUGGUUCUUUAAUGUUGUUGGAGAAUCUCGUUGCCCAAUAUCAGAUACUUGGUGGCAAACUGAGACAGGAGGUUUCAUGAUUACUCCUUUACCUGGUGCUUGGCCACAGAAGCCUGGUUCGGCCACAUUUCCAUUCUUUGGAGUCCAGCCAGUUAUAGUUGACGAGAAAGGGAAUGAGAUUGAAGGUGAAUGCAGUGGGUAUCUUUGUAUAAAAAAUUCAUGGCCCGGGGCUUUCCGAACUCUCUAUGGUGAUCAUGAAAGAUAUGAGACAACAUACUUCAAGCCAUUUGCUGGUUAUUACUUCACUGGUGAUGGCUGCAGCAGGGAUAAGGAUGGUUACCAUUGGCUCACUGGAAGAGUUGACGAUGUUAUCAAUGUCAGCGGACAUCGCAUUGGCACUGCAGAGGUAGAGUCUGCUUUAGUCUCUCAUCCCCAGUGUGCUGAAGCUGCUGUGGUUGCUGUCGAGCAUGAGGUUAAAGGACAAGGAAUAUAUGCUUUUGUCACUUUGAUUGAAGGCGUUUCUUAUAGUGAAGAACUCCGCAAAAGUCUCAUACUAACCGUCCGAAAUCAGAUUGGCGCAUUCGCUGCUCCAGACAAAAUUCAUUGGGCACCUGGACUUCCGAAAACUAGAAGUGGAAAGAUCAUGAGGAGGAUCCUAAGAAAAAUUGCAUCUGGGCAACUUGAUGAACUUGGGGACACAAGUACCCUUGCCGACCCUGGUGUGGUGGACCAGCUAAUUUCACUCAGUGAUUGUUAAUCUUCAGAUCAAAAGAGUUAUGUAUUGCUUCACCAUUUUCACCAUAUUUAAGCGAGGAUAUACCCCGAUUAUUGCCAAUUAUGAUAUCAAAUAAUAUGCCCCCUGUGUUACCCCUCAGUCACAUAAUUGAGUUGUUUUGGAAAGACCUUAUAGUGUCAUCUUGUUAUUAUUUCUUUUUGGUACCAGUUUCUAAGAACUGUGUCAAUACAACUCUUUUUCUUCAUCCGCAAGAAUGUAUAAUUGAGUUGGUGCAAUGCAAAAUCAAAUGUUUAUGUUUCUUCUUAAUAAAAUAAAAAAGGGUCUUGCAUUGAGAA
Dioscorea cayenensis subsp. rotundata (Guinea yam) is the source of this 2585-nucleotide messenger RNA. RefSeq names its product acetyl-coenzyme A synthetase, chloroplastic/glyoxysomal. The record is from RefSeq and is a predicted model, not a curated record. The coding region runs from base 16 to 2271 and encodes 751 amino acids. Gene Ontology annotation, molecular function: acetyl-CoA synthetase activity; AMP binding. Lineage: Eukaryota; Viridiplantae; Streptophyta; Magnoliopsida; Dioscoreales; Dioscoreaceae. The transcript has 18 exons.